Messenger RNA from Metschnikowia bicuspidata var. bicuspidata NRRL YB-4993, 1333 nucleotides. Its product is annotated as oxidoreductase. The transcript has a single exon. Gene Ontology annotation, cellular component: cytosol. The coding region runs from base 221 to 1027 and encodes 268 amino acids. The record is from RefSeq and is a predicted model, not a curated record. Lineage: Eukaryota; Fungi; Ascomycota; Pichiomycetes; Serinales; Metschnikowiaceae. Gene Ontology annotation, molecular function: oxidoreductase activity.
AUUGGGUCCAAAUUCCGCACUAUCGCAAGUACGAGACCCGCGGUCUGGGGCCGCGGUCUUGGAACUCAAAUUGUCCAAUCGACUUCUACAGGUUUUCUCUCUACCCAACUUCUGCCACUUGAGCUCGAAGACAACGGAAAGAAAGGAAAGAACGGCAGCAGAUUAAAAGAAACUGCUUAUACAAAAAAAAAAAAAGAAACGCAACAAAGGAAAUCUGCAAAUGUCUUUCGGAGAAAAAGCAGCAGUGCGCUUGGCCAACAAGAUCGUGUUGAUCACCGGGGCCUCGGCUGGAAUUGGCGCCGCCACUGCCCAUGAAUUCGCGUCGGCGGCUAACGGCCACAUCAAGUUGAUUUUGACUGCACGGAGAGAGAGCCGCUUGGCAGAAUUGGCGGAUGAAUUGACCAAGGCAUAUGCGCCCAUCAAGGUGUACACGGCCAAAUUGGACGUCAGCGACACGGCCUCCAUCAAGCCGUUCGUGGCCAGCUUGCCUGCGGAGUUUGCAGACAUUGAUAUCUUGAUCAACAAUGCCGGAAAGGCGUUGGGAAGAGAGACUGUGGGCGACAUUGAUACCGACGACGUGGCCGGCAUGAUGCAGACCAACGUGGUGGGAUUGAUCAACAUGACGCAGGCAGUGUUGCCCAUUUUCAAGCGGAAAAACGCCGGCGACAUUGUGAACAUCGGCUCCAUUGCUGGCAGGGAACCUUACCCGGGUGGAAGUGUGUACUGUGCCACCAAAGCUGCGGUCAACUUCUUCACCCAUUCGUUGAGAAAAGAGUUGAUCAACACCAAGAUCCGGGUCUUGGAGGUCGAUCCAGGUGCAGUUGAGACCGAGUUCAGUGUUGUUCGUUUCCGUGGCGACAAGGCUGCAGCAGAUAAGGUGUAUGAGGGCACGGAGCCUUUGAUUGCGCAGGACAUUGCCGAGGUGAUUGUGUUUGGCGUCUCGCGGAGACAAAACACCGUCAUUGCCGAAACGUUGGUGUUUCCAAGCAACCAGGCUGGCUCGGCUCACAUCCACAGAAACACGUGAUUGGGGGAGAUGGCUACAGGCAGAUGAUAUUCUUGGUAGGCGGCCGUCAUUACUUUCUGUUGGCUCGGUGAUAUCCCAGUCUUGAGAAAUGGCGGUUGAAGCAACAGCAGAACUGGCCGUUGAAAGAGAGGCAGUUCAUGCUGUGCCAAUGACCAGCGCGCCGAUACAAACAAUGUUUAAUCCUAGCAUGAUUUGUAAUCCUAGCAUGAUGUUCAAUCCUAGCAUGAUCCUAGUAUGAUGUUCGGUCUUAGCAUGAUGUGUAAACCUAGCAUCAAUCCUAAAACGAUGUUCAACCCUAGCAUGGUG